AUGUCUAGCUAUCUUAUCAAUUCGCAUCUACCUUAUGUAAUCUCACUCACUGAGGAACAUUGGUUUAUCCUCCGCCGUGGACGCGGGUCCCAUCGGCUGCCGUUGUCCCGUCCCAGUGACGCACGUUCCGCCCGUCUCUCCCUCUCCCUGUCACACUCAACUCUCACAACCGCCCCCGAUCUACCACCAUUGCGAUCCGACGUUGUAUUUCCGUGCGUGGUGCAAACUCUAUGCGGCCCGGGUGUUACAGUUGAAAUCCCAUCUACCGCGAAUAGCCUUACCGACGACAACAUGCGUUUCCGGAAUGCACAUGUUCGACUUCUGCGCGAAUACAACCUCGCCGCCAACAUCACAUCAGCUCGAGACGGCCAGCGACACAUGCCUUCGACGACAACGAUCAAGAUGGAGGGCAAAACAUAG
Colletotrichum paranaense is the source of this 420-nucleotide messenger RNA. RefSeq lists its product as uncharacterized. Bases 1 to 420 code for a protein of 139 amino acids. NCBI's taxonomy places the organism in Eukaryota, Fungi, Ascomycota, Sordariomycetes, Glomerellales, Glomerellaceae. The transcript has a single exon. The record is from RefSeq and is a predicted model, not a curated record.